CACACACACACACACACACACACACUGUUCACCAGGCAGUGAUUAUUGUGCGGAUGCGCGAUCUGGUAGCUGUUUGUGGACGUCGCUCGGAGUUAACAGCCGUAAAAUGGUCCAAAGAGACGAAAUAUUAAAACCCAUAUGGCACGCGUUCAGCGCACUGGAUGUGGACCGGAGAGGAAAAGUGUCAAAGUCUCAGCUGAAGGUUCUGUCAUACAACCUGUACACAGUGCUGAAGAUUCCACAUCAAACCUCGGAGCUGGAGGAACAUUUCAAGGACAACGAUGAGGGUCCGGUGUCCACCCAAGGCUACAUGCCCUAUCUCAACACCUUCAUCCUUGACAGGAUCCAGGGCAGGUUUGAUUUCAUGGAGCUGAAUAAAAUGUGCUGGACACUAUGUGCACCUAAGAACAUCACCACCAGCCGUUUGCUCAUCUCUGAUGGCGAUGCUUUGAAAGUCUGGUGUAUUUUCAACUUCCUGUCUGAAGACCAAUAUCCUCUUGUGAUUGUAACAGAAGAGAUCGAGUAUUUCCUGCGGAAGCUGAUGGAGGCCGUGAGUGGGAACUGGAACGAGGGCCAUUUUGCGGACUAUAAGGCCCAGCUAAGUUUGAAGCAGAAUUGUCUGAGCGCGUGGGAGUUGAUCGAGCUGGUGGGUAUGGGCACCUUCACCAAGGGCAUGGACCGCCAGACCACCAGCAUGGGCAUCUCUGAAGUCUUCCAGGAGCUCAUUCUGGAUGUCCUCAAACAGGGUUACAUGUCAAAAAAAGGCCACAAAAGAAAAAACUGGACAGAGCGCUGGUUCGAGCUGCAUCUCAAUUCAAUCUCGUACUACGUGAGCGAAGACUGUGCUGAGAAGAAAGGCUCCAUUUCACUUGACCGACACUGCUGUGUGGAGACUUUACCAGAUAAAGAAGGAAAAAGAAACCUCUUUAUUCUCAAAUGUCCAGACAAAAGCCUCGAGAUCAGCGCCUCGGACAAAAAGAAACGGCAAGAAUGGAUCCAGGCCAUUCAGGACUGCAUUAACCGGCUGAGGCAGGGCCUGUCUGCACCCCACCGUGAGGCUCGACAGCAUCGCCGGGAACUGCGCAGCCGUCUGCAGACAAACCAAGCGUUACUGGAAGGACAGAUGAAGGAGCUACAGCUGGCAAAUGAGAAGAAGCAGAGAGAGCUAGAAGCCAUGAGGAAGAAUCUGGACGAGGCAGCAGCGAGGGCUUUGAUGGAGGAGCAAAGACGAAUUCGAACUCAAAUGGAGCUACAGAACCACUACAGAAUGGACCUGGAGAAAGAAAAAAUGGUGCGGCAGCAGAUGGAAGAGCAGGUGGAUCAGAUGUCCGUCGAGCUCAAGUUGUACCUGCAGCGUGUCCAGGAGCUAGAGGACAUGUAUCGUCGUCUGGAGGAGGCGCUAGAGGACGAGAGACAGAUGAGACAAGACGAGGAGAAUCUACGCAAACUACAGGGCAGGUUGCUGGAUGAGGAGGUGAAGAAGCGUGCUGAGCUGGAGCAGAUUCACCUGCAGCAGAAUCAAGCCAUCAGUCAGACGAAGCAGGAGAAAGAGCAGCUGGAGCAGCAGAAAUCAGAGCAGGACCGAAUCCUGCAGGUGGCAAUGCAGCAACUGGAGAGUCUCGAACAGCAGAGACAGGGGGCGCUAGAGGAGUACGAGGCUGUGAAAAGGAAACUUGAGCAGGCGACGAACAAAACGAAGAGCUGGAAGGAUAAAGUGGCACAGCAUGAAGGGUUAAUUCGCCUCAUCCAGCCAGGGAAUAAAGGUCCUCAGAAAAUGACUAACUGGGGUGCGGCCGCGUUUACGGACAAAGAACUGGAAAUGAGAGAGAAGAUUUGGCAAGAAAAAAAGAACAAACCAGACAGUGCUGUAUAAUCUAUAUUACAUCAUUUUUAAUGCACAUGUACAAAUGCCUCUAGAACGGAUUUGUACGUUCCUGAGAUGGUUGUGCUUUUUUCUUUUCUUUUUUUCUUGUAAUUCUGUUUUUUUUUUUUUUUUUAAUUUAAUUUAAUUUCCAUUAUAAUAAUUUUACAUUGUAAUUCUUUUUUUUAUUAUUUUAUUUAAUUUCCAUUAUAAUAAAUUUACAUUACAAGUACAAACAAAAAAACAAAACAAAAAGCUCCAAGGAAAAGGGAACACCACAAUCUCACAUUUGUAUAUCAAACAGGACGACGCCAUAACAGACCGUAGUAGGGAUAGAAAAAACAUAGAGAAUAAAGAAGAGAACAAAGAAAUGAUGAUACAUUAUGAACGUUACGUAGCUCUGGUGAACCUUAUGAUAUAACAGAGUGAAGAUGAGGUUCCAGAUAGAUCAGGUAUGGAGUCACGAAUCCAAUUAAGAAAUAGGAAAGAAUAUUAUAUCAUUUCUUAUUAGCAGAUAAAACAAUACGUUCAUGAGAUAUACAGUAGCACCAAUGAGACUGGGUCAAAAUCCAACUUCAUAUUAAUGAUCUUUUCUAUUACCCCAGCACAAAAAAACCAAUACCGUUUGGCUGCAGUGCCUCAGUCUGUCACAUAAUGUGUUAGAUGAACUACUUUAAUUUUACAUUUUAAACACUGGUGACCGAGAGGAAUUAAAAAAUGCCUUCAGUUAGGAGAAAUAUGGGGUCUGUGUAUGACUGUAAAUUGUAUUUCUCUUGUCCGUGUACAUACAGAUAUUUUCUUAGCAUAAGACCAAAGGUCAUCUUGUGUCUCCUCAUCAAUAUCAUUAGUUAACUCUUUUUUUUUUUCCCCAUUUAGUUCUAAUUCUUUGUGUGUCAGCGAAAGAGACUGAACACAGUACAACACACUGAACCAUAAAAUCAACUCAAAGACAUUUUUCCUGAUGAUAAAAACAAUUCCUAAAAAGUGUGAGGAAAUGAAUGUUGAUUUAACUUCAUAAAUGAAAUGAAUCUUCUGUUUAUAAACACAUCACCAAGCCUAUAAGUCCUAAAUUACACCACUGUUUAAAACCAUCAUCCUAAGGUCCUGGGAUAAAGUCAGGAUUGUUUAAUAUUGGGGUAAAAAAUAGAAGUCAGAAGUCAUUUAGAUCUAACUUCAAGCCUACAGACCGAUCACCAGACUUUCAGAAUAUUAACUAUAAUCGGAUUUUUAAAAAAAAGCUCUUAAAAAAAAAAAAAGAAGAGCUCUUAAAGGUUGUGAAAAAGAAGAUUCAAUGUUUAGACAUUAGUGUAAAGUACAGGAAGAAUCAUUCCUGACUCAUUCUGCACUGUAUCUCAGGUGAUAACUUCUCUGAUACUGUUUAAUAAUCAGAAAAUCCAACCCUCCCUCAGAACUUGUCAGAUAAAGUACUGACAUUUUUACCCUAGUUUUACAUUUACUCCAUAUAAAGGAACUCAACCAGCUAUCCGGGCCAAUUAAUGUCCUAUUUAAUAGUCUGGGUAAAAGUGCUCUCUGAACUAGCCAUGACACCGACAUGGAGCUCCACCACUCUAAGUGUAAACAUACUAAGCAAUGUGUCUAUAAACAGCUCUUAAAACUUCUUGAGGAACUCGCUGCAUAACUAAGCUAGAUGUGAUGACUUACCAUGCUUUAGAGCAUUAACAGCAUGACUAACCUCCUGUCUAGUAACAAGGCCAUAGAGAUUCCUUUUGUGUAACUGAAAGUGUUGGGAAAAAGUCAGCCAUUUGUUUGUCACCUGUUAACUCAGAAGAAUAUAGAUUUAUAUAAAAACUCUCUAAAUAAAUUAUUAAUAUUCUUAUCAUGGAAAAUGUUAUCAUCUGUGCCAACAAUAAUAUCAAUAAACUGAGAUACUGCA
This is a messenger RNA of Tachysurus vachellii, 3755 nucleotides long. It is a transcript of the gene swap70a, whose product is annotated as switching B cell complex subunit SWAP70a. Lineage: Eukaryota; Metazoa; Chordata; Actinopteri; Siluriformes; Bagridae. The transcript has 12 exons. The record is from RefSeq and is a predicted model, not a curated record. Gene Ontology annotation, cellular component: nucleus; cytoplasm. Bases 107 to 1873 code for a protein of 588 amino acids.